AUGGUUUUAAAUGUCUUGCAAUUCAAUGACACUUGGAAAUGCACGGCUAGGUCAAUCAGCAUCUGGACUGGAUUCUGGACUGCUAGCGGUAGUGGGAAUUCUCCCGUUCCCUGGUGCUCAUCCAAGCAGGGGAGUUUGCUUUACCCAACUCACUCAAGGAUACCGAGCAUGUUGACUCAACAGAAUCAGUCUGGGGGUAGAACCGGAUAA
This is a messenger RNA of Prunus armeniaca (apricot), 210 nucleotides long. The record is from the annotation of a GenBank genome assembly. NCBI's taxonomy places the organism in Eukaryota, Viridiplantae, Streptophyta, Magnoliopsida, Rosales, Rosaceae.